Molecule: messenger RNA, 2601 nt
Organism: Myotis davidii
Lineage: Eukaryota; Metazoa; Chordata; Mammalia; Chiroptera; Vespertilionidae
Gene: RAB27B
Product: RAB27B, member RAS oncogene family
Exons: 8
Coding region: 433-1089 (218 amino acids)
Biological process (GO): melanosome transport; positive regulation of exocytosis
Cellular component (GO): melanosome; secretory granule
Molecular function (GO): GTP binding; GTPase activity
Source: RefSeq, a predicted model, not a curated record
GGAGACACGCCUUCUUCUCACACAAACCUCCCAGAUCCAGGCGGCCGUGCGGACCCAGGGGUGGUGCUCCAGUCCUGCCACUCGCCGUCCAGACGGGCAGGGGCUGGGGACCGAGCCAGAGCCACAGGUUGGAAGAAUCAGGAGCUGUCUGCACGAUGGUCGCCCUGUAGAGCAGGUCCCGCGUCACUGCUGGUGUGGAAGCCAGGAGUUCCAGGCACCGGGAAGGGGAAGGAGCCUCUGACACCCGACACCAGCCCUUGCGCCCCGGAAACUUCGCAGGCUGGAUUGCAAAGAAGUUGUUGCCAACAGAUCCACCUCCACGUGUGCAGUAUCUUCGAGUUGGCUGAGGGAACAGCUGGGGGUGAAAGUUGUCAAAGACAAAAUUAUAAAUGUUUUAUAUUGGAAAAUGCCAGGCCCAACAAGACCAUCACUAUGACCGAUGGGGACUAUGAUUAUCUGAUCAAGCUCCUGGCCCUUGGAGAUUCGGGGGUGGGGAAGACGACGUUUCUUUACCGAUACACAGACAAUAAAUUCAAUCCCAAGUUCAUCACAACAGUAGGAAUAGACUUCCGGGAAAAACGUGUGGUUUAUAAUACACAAGGGCCAAAUGGAUCAUCAGGGAAAGCGUUUAAGGUGCACCUUCAGCUUUGGGACACUGCAGGACAAGAGCGAUUCCGGAGCCUCACGACCGCAUUUUUCAGAGAUGCCAUGGGUUUCUUAUUAAUGUUUGACCUCACCAGUCAACAGAGCUUCUUAAAUGUCAGAAACUGGAUGAGCCAACUGCAAGCAAAUGCUUAUUGUGAAAAUCCAGAUAUAGUAUUAAUUGGAAACAAGGCAGACUUACCAGACCAAAGGGAAGUCAAUGAGCGGCAAGCCCGGGACCUGGCUGACAAAUACAGCAUACCAUAUUUUGAAACAAGUGCGGCGACUGGCCAAGAUGUGGAGAAGGCUGUGGAAACUCUUCUGGACUUAAUAAUGAAGCGAAUGGAACAGUGUGUAGAGAAGACACAAGUCCCCGACUCUGUCAAUGGGGGAAACUCUGGGAAGCUCGAUGGGGAGAAACCAGCAGAGAAGAAAUGCACCUGCUAGACCUCACACAGGGACUCCAUCCAGGUCCCGCCCAAAUGUUACUUCCCCAAACAGCGACAGACCACACAACUGUUGGGUAGACCAUGCAUAAUGGCACAUCUUUCUUUUUCUGCCAGAAAGUGUAUUUUAAGAAACCAAAAUAGUCAGCAGUAUUCUAAAGAACUGACCAGUUGUUUCUGAAGCCCCUUCAAACAAGAUCAAAGAUUCCUAACGUGAUCUCACCAUCAUGGAUGCCCAGGUUUUUUUUUUGGUUUUGUUUUGUUUUUAUAAAGAAGACAAGUGUGUAAGGGAGUACACAGAUGAAAUGACAGUGAGUUGUAAAUGAGAACAAAAAUUACCCUGUCACAUGGAGAAAGGGAUGGGCUACCAAAGGGAGAACAUAGAAAGUUGAUUUUUUUAAAAAAGAUUGGGGUUACUUCACAUGUAGAAUCUGAUUAUUACUUUUAGGUUUGCAUUGGGGAAACAUAGUUAAAAAUGGAUACACAAUAAAGAAUUCUAAAUGGAUCAUUAACAAUGACAUUGCUCUGUACACCCAAUACGCUGUAUUAGAAUGACUUAAUUAGUGGUGAGGUUAUGAGAGGAUGAAUGUCAGACUUCUGCUAGCAUGUAGGAGUGUGUGUAAUAAUGCCAUUUUUAUAUUAUUAAUAAAUGGCACAUAGACAAGAACAAGAUUGUGGAUGACAAUGUACAAGAGAAAAUGCCCUGGGAGAAAAAUGAAACUAUGGGAACAUGGCAUUAGACAAAUGGAAUUAAAUGUAUCUGUUACAGAUGUCUGGGAGAGUCACUUAGCCAACUUUCACUCAAGCCAAUGAGAAGUUGACAUUAUCAGCUGGGAUUAAGAGAUGAUCCAGAGGUUUCCAUUUCAAACAGAAUUUUAGAAAUACGUUCAGUGUUUGGCUUCCCAUUUCAUUUUUCUUAGCAAAUGGUGAUAAAUAGUCACCAGCACAAGUUAAAGGUUGCUGUUUAUUUUUUAAAAAUCUCUUUUUAAAAAUGCAGUCAACAAAAACGAUUUCACCUUAAUUUCUUUUAGAUAAAUAUGCUGGUGAUGUGAAACAGAAAGUGACUAUUUAUUGUGGUUUUCUUUUCAAUUUACAAAAUCCCGGAAACUCUAAAUCGAUUUUUUCCCUCUCUAACCCAUACUCUGGCUUUGAAUCAAUUGUGAAAAUACAGGUGUGUCACUUUGUAGACCAACAAUUUCAGAAUAAUCAUGGAUCCAUUUUAUGGUCACUCUGAAUUUUCAUGUCACUAAUCACAUAAGAAUUGAUGAUAACUCAUGCCAUGUUACAAUGUAUUUAGCACUUGUUUUUAUUUUGCUUAAGGCAAAAUGCCCAUAGUUGACCUAUAUUUGGGGGUUGGGCAGGAAUGGAACUGUAUCAUAUCUCACCAAAAAUUGGUUAAUCGCUUUAUUUUUUUUCCACAAGAAGCUGCCGUGCUUAAAGGUAUUUUUCAUUUGCCUAUUCUUAUCAUUAUUCUUAUCAUUAUCACUUCCUAUUAAACCAUUAUUUAAAUAUU